UUCUGUUCAGCCCCAUUAGCGACCAGGGAAUGAAUGGAGUUACACGUACUUUUUUUUGGACACGAGGACUGAGCUGUCUGCGAUCUGAAAAGGCUGGAUAAUUAUUCACAUUUAUUUUUUAAUAUACUUUAUAAAUAUUAUAUAUUUUUGCGACAAUGUCUUUUAUCUAGCACCCCGGGAUUUAUCCGCCUUUCACGGACGCUGCUGGUUUUGAAAUGGAAACGAGAGAACAGCUGGGUCUUGUCGAGACAUUUGUGGAUUAACCUUUAUUUCCCCUUUCUUUCUUUCUGCUCAAAGCGCCAAAAUGCGCCUCUUUUUAAACCAAUCAACCACAUGAGUGGAGUCUAAAGCAACCCGUCACAUUCACACCCCUCCCUCCCCAUUUUCCUUCCAUAUACUGUACUGCAAUCAACGUGCUAGUAAAAUAUGGAAAGUGAGGUUUUUAGCCCCCUGCUGGAGCAUUUCAUGCUGUCACCCCUUGUCUGCUGGGUGAAGACACUGGGGCAGCCCACAGUGACAGAUGGCAGCAAACUGUCCGAAUAUGUUCAAUUGGUGGAUGGAGUUUACCUCAAUGAGGUCAUGCUGGAGAUAAAUCCCAAGGCCACGGUGCAGAGGACAAACAAGAAGGUGAACAACGAUCCCGUGCUGCGAAUCCAAAACCUUUCCAUUCUCAUCAGGCAGAUCAAAGCCUACUAUCAGGAGACGCUCCAGCAGCUGGUGAUGAUGCCUCUACCCGAUGUGUUGGUCCUGGGCCGCAGCCCUCUCACCGUGCGAGGUCUGGAGGAGAUGAAGAAACUGCUGCUCCUGCUUCUGGGCUGUGCUGUUCAGUGUGAGAAAAAGGAAGAUUACAUCGAACGCAUCCAGACUCUUGAUUUCAACACCAAAGCUGCCAUCGCUUCCCACAUCCAAGAGGUAACGCACAACCCGGAGAACGUGGUGGACCUGCAGUGGCUGGAAAGUGGGGAGCUGCCCGCCGAGGACCUGGCAAGCCUAUCCAGGAAUCUGGCCUUUCAUCUCAAACACGUGGUGAAUGACAGGGACACGCAGCUGGAGACUAUCGUGGAGCUGACCCAAGAGAGGGACUGUAUUCAGCUGUCUCCGCUGGGUACCGGUCCGGCCCAGUCGCCCAACGGCUCCCCCAGCAUGAGGAGGACAGAGAGCCGACAGCACCUCUCGGUGGAGUUGGCUGAUGCCAAGGCUAAGAUUAGACGUCUGCGGCAAGAAUUGGAAGAGAAGAGCGAGCAGCUUCUUGACACACGGCAGGAGCUGGAGAACAUGGAAGUGGAGCUCAAGAGGAUCCAACAGGAGAGCUACCAGCUUCUAUCAGACGCUCGCUCAGCCCGGGCGUACCGCGACGAGCUGGACGCCCUCCGAGAGAAAGCCAUCCGCGUGGACAAGCUGGAGAGCGAGCUGUGCCGCUACAAGGAGAGACUCCAUGAUAUUGAAUUCUACAAGGCCAGAGUGGAGGAGUUGAAGGAGGACAAUCAGGUCCUGCUGGAGACCAAAACCAUGCUGGAGGAGCAGUUGGAUGCCAGCAGGAGCCGAUCUGACAAACUGCACCUCCUGGAGAAGGAAAAUCUGCAGCUAAAAUCCAAAAUCCACGAUCUGGAGAUGGAGCGAGAUUUAGAUCGCAAGCGAAUGGAUGAGCUGAUGGAGGAAAACCUGGUGCUGGAAAUGGCCCAGAAACAGAGCAUGGAUGAGUCCUUACACCUGGGCUGGGAACUAGAACAACUGUCCAAAACACCAGAGCUGACUGAGGCACCUCAGAAGUCCCUCGGCGAAGAGGUGAACGAGCUGACAUCCAGUCGGCUGCUAAAAUUGGAGAAGGACAACCAGACGCUGCAGAAGACUGUGGAGGAGCUCCGUGGAGGCCUUGGUUUGGACUCGGUGGCCAAACUGGGCAAAGUCAGCCAGGAGAACCAGAGGCUGAACCAGAAAGUGGAGCAUCUGGAAAGUGAACUCACGGCCGAGAAAGAGUCACUCCGCAGCGCCGAGUCGCUUAGCACGGAUCUGAUGAAGGAGAAAGCCUUACUGGAGAAGACGCUGGAAACGCUGCGGGAAAAUUCCGAGAGACAGCUAAAGGGUCUGGAGCAGGAGAACAAGCAUCUAAGCCAGACGGUGUCAUCCCUGCGUCAACGCAGCCAGGUGGGCGCCGAGGCUCGCGUCAAGGACGUCGAGAAGGAGAACCGCAUCCUCCACGAGUCCAUCUGCGAGACAACGGGCAAGCUCAACAAGCUGGAGUUUGAGCGGAAACAGCUGAGAAAAGAACUGGAGUCCUUGAAAGAGAAAGGCGAGAGAGCGGAGGAGUUAGAGAUUCUGAUACAGAAGUUGGAGCGGGACAAUGAAAGUCUGCAGAAGAGAGUGGCCAGUUUGGGAAUCACCUGCGAGAAGGUAUCGGCGUUGGAGAAGGAGAACACUGACCUGGAGGCGGAGAGCCGGCGCCUCAAGAAGAAGCUGGACAGUCUGAAGAACAUGGCCUUCCAGCUGGAGGCGUUGGAGAAGGAGAACUCGCAGCUGGAGCAGGAGAACCUGGAGGUGCGACGCUCGGCCGAGAGCUUCCGCUCAGCCGGGGUCAAGGCCGUGCAGCUCGAGGCCGAGAACAGGGAGCUGGAGAGCGAGAGGAGCCAGCUUAAGCGCAGCCUGGAGCUCCUCAAAGCCACCUCCAAGAAAACUGAGAGAUUAGAGGUGAGCUACCAGGGCCUGGACACCGAAAACCAGCGCUUGCAGAAAGCGCUGGAGAACAGCAGCAAGAAGAUCCAGCAGCUGGAGGCCGAGCUUCAGGAGGUGGAAUCCGAGAACCAAACCCUCCAACGCAACCUGGAGGAGCUCAAGAUCUCCAGUAAGCGUCUGGAGCAACUGGAGCAGGAGAACAAGACGCUAGAGCAGGAGAGCUCCCAACUGGAAAAGGAUAAGAAGCUCCUGGAAAAGGAGAAUAAGCGGCUGAGGCAGCAGGCUGAAAUUCGCGACUCCAAGCUGGACGACAGCAACCAGCGAAUCGCCAUCUUGGAGAAAGAGAACCGUACCAUGGGCAAGGAGAUGAUCUUUUUCCGGGACUCGUGCACACGGGUCAAAGACCUGGAGAGAGAGAACAAGGACCUGGUCAAACAAGGCACCAUUGAUAAGAGGACCCUCAUCACGCUGAGAGAGGAAUUGGUAAGCGAGAAGCUGCGCACUCAGCAGAUCAACAACGACCUGGAAAAACUAACGCAUGAGCUGGAAAAGAUUGGACUCAACAAGGAGAGGCUGCUGCUCGACGAGGACUCCGACGACAGGUUUAAGCUCCUAGAAAGCAAACUGGAGUCGACUCUCAAGUCCUCAUUGGAGAUCAAGGAGGAGAAGAUCGCUGCCCUUGAGGCCAGACUGCAGGAGUCGUCCACUUUGAACCAGCAGCUUCGCCAGGAACUCAAGACCGUGAAAAAGAACUAUGAGGCUCUGCGUCAAAGGGAGGAGGAGGAGAGGAUGGUGCAGAGCUCGCCCCCUAGAGGUUUGGAGGACCCCAAGGCGGUCAGCAAAUGGGAAAAGGAGAGCCACGAGGCCACCAGGGAACUGCUCAAGGUCAAGGACAGACUCAUCGAGGUGGAGCGGAAUAAUGCCACGCUGCAGGCGGAGAAGGCGGCGCUGAGGAGCCAGCUCAAACAACUGGAGACGCAGAGUUCCAACCUGCAGGCUCAGAUCGUGGCCGUGCAGAGACAGACCGCCUCUCUGCAGGAGAACAACACGACGCUGCAGACUCAGAACGCCAAGCUGCAGGUGGAAAACUCCACGCUGAGCUCGCAGGGCGCCACCCUGAUGGCACAACAUGCUCAGCUGCAGGGCCAGCAGAGCAGCGUGGAAAGCGAGCGCGAAGGAGCGCUGCGGGAGAAAGAAGAGCUCAGGUCCACGUACGAGCUGCUCCUGCGCGACCACGAGAAGUUGGCGGCGCUCCACGACAAGCAGGCGUCCGAGUUCGAGGCGCUCAUCGGCAAGCACGGCGGCCUGAAGAGCUCCCACAAGAGUCUGGAGCAGCAGCAUCGCGACCUGGAGGACAAGUAUAAGCAGCUCCUGCAGAGGAAAGGAGAUCUGGAGGAGCUGGAGAAGAACCUCAAGGAACAACAAGACAAAAUGGCCGCAGAGAAUCAGGGCCACCGAGCUACGGCCGACCAGUGCAAGUUGCUCAAAGAGGAAAACGACAGAUUAAACACCACAUACCGCCAACUGCAGAAGGACAACGAGAACCUCCAGCUGGACCACAGGAACAUCAAGAGUCAGCUGAACGGCGCCAAGCUGGAGCAGACCAGGCUGGAGGCAGAGUUCUCCAAGCUGAAGGAGCAGUACCAACAGCUGGACAUCACCUCCACCAAACUCACCAAUCAGUGCGAGCUGUUGAGUCAGCUGAAGGGCAACCUGGAGGAGGAGAACCGACACCUGCUGGACCAGAUCCAGACGCUGAUGCUGCAGAACCGCACGCUACUGGAGCAGACCAUGGAGAGCAAAGACCUGUUCCAUGUCGAGCAGAGACAAUACAUUGACAAGUUGAAUGAACUGAGGAGACAGAAGGAGAAGCUGGAGGAGAAGAUCAUGGACCAGUACAAGUUCUAUGAUCCUUCACCUCCACGCAGGCGCGGCAACUGGAUUACGCUUAAAAUGAAGAAGUUCAAAAGCAAAAGCCGCGAGCGAAUGCGCUCCCUCACGCUGACGCCGUCCCGCUCAGAGUGCGGCGACGGCUUCCUGUCCUUCCCCGUCGACAGCCAGGACAGCUCUUCGGUUGGCUCCGGGUCCAACUCGCUGGAUGACACGCUCGCGCACAAGAGGAGCAGCAGGAGGAGAGGCCAACGGUGCCUUGUUCAAGGGCAGGGCUCCAGCAAUGCUUUAAAAAGGUUGCCUUUCAUGAGGAACAGAUCCAAGGACAAAGACAAGGUCAAGGCCAUCUACCGGCGCUCCAUGUCCAUGAACGACCUUCUCCAGACCAUGACGGUGGCCGGCGUUCCGGGCGCCGACUGGGCGGGCAGCACGGAGAACCUGGAUGGCGGCGAGGCGGGAGACGUGGGCGGUGUGCGCCGCGAAGGGGGCGGCGGCCAGCGCAUGAAGGAGCUGGCCUUCUCCACCAACGCCAUCGACUGCGCCACCCUCACGCUGCCCUCCUGCGCCCACAGGAGGGCCGCCCACAGGCUACACAUCAAAGACGAUGCUUCCUGCGAGGAUGUCGCCGGCUCCUCGGAUGAUCCAAAGAGUCAAGCCUCCAGACCCUCCAGUCUCCAUAGCAACAGGACCACCAGUAGUAAUAGUAACAAUAACUCCCAGCUCACCUCUCCCCUGGAGGCAAAAGGCACGUUCAACGGCAGCACAAGUCGUCCUCACAGCGAGAGCAGCGGCGAGUUCAGCUUGAGUUUGGAGCAGGAGGCCUGGUCCAGCAGCGGCAGCAGUCCCGUCCAGCAGGCUUCGUCGUCCCGCUCGUCCCGCCAGAGCCCCGCACCCACGCGGCACUCCCUGGAACCCGCCGCCACGCCAGGUCAGAUCAGGAAAACCGCCUCUCCGGGCAGCGAGGUGCUUUCUCUGCAGCAGUUCCUGGAUGAGGGAAUCGACCCUGCCGAGUCGGGCAGUCAGGAAAACCUCACCGUGGAAUCCCCCCGCCUGCCCAUUUCUUCUGAGCGCGCGCAGAAGGAGCGGCCCGCCACCCGGGGCCGCGGCAUCCUGCGCUCCUCCAGCGGCAAAGCGGCGCCGGUCACCGCCGACCGCCUGCCUCGCUCCUCGGGCCAGCCGGGGCGACCCAGCCUGCGCAAGGCCGAGAGCACUCGCGUGAGGGGCUCGGUCCGGCCCACCUUGUCGGCCCAGGCUCGGGCCACGUCGGUGUCGGAGCGGCUGGAUCGGGCGUCGGCAUCCGCGUUACCCCGCGCCAGUAGCGUCAUCUCCACGGCCGAGGGCACCUCGCGGCGCACCAGUAUCCACGACAUGCUGUCCAAGGACAACCGGCAGCCCGUGUCCGUCGACGGGGUCCAAGCCCUGCCCGAACCCAGUGAGUACCCCUCAAAGGGACCCUCCUGUAGCGCCAACUUGCCAAAGUCCCUCAGCUUGCCGUGCCCGAGCUCGGACGAAGCCGAGCUCCCCACCCUCGAGUCCUUCCUGGGUCCCUCCUUCACCGCCGAGUCGGUCUUCAUGGACUCCAUCUUUAGCGAGUCGGCGGGCAAAAACCUCCCCUUCCUCUCCCUCAACCCCACCCUCGUCAGCAACAUCAGCGGACCCGCUGUCGCGCCUUACCAGCCGAGCCGAGAGGAAGGUCCGCCGCAGUCGGGGGCCGAGCAUUUGGACGCGGAGGAGAACCUGUGGUUCGAGUAUGGGUGUGUGUGACGGAGGGAGAGGUUCUGGCCCGCCGAUAUUUGUUUUGGUGUGUGUGGGUGGGGGGAUGCAUGUUUUCUUCUUAUGGUGCUCCCACGGUGGCUUUUUUAGGGUCAUUUUUUUUCCUUUUUUUUGGUAUCUACAUGUUGUUUUUUUUGAUACACCGUCCAUCUCUGAUUUCACCUGAAAUCACUUGACUAUGAACUGGCCCCUCCUAGUUCAUAGCCUGCACCCCACCAGUCAAUAAGACACUCCGAUUGUGGUAUGCUAAAAAUGAAUUCCAAAAGCAAAUGAAUGUUGCAUUGAUAUUCAUAAUACAGUGGUACCUUGACUUACAAGUCGCCCAUUUUAGAAAUGUUCCAAAUUGUGUUUUCUUGGUCAAGUGACAUGGAAAAAAAAAAUGGAGACAUGAAGGCACAGCCGCACAUAAACGGUAACAACACCCACUAGGCCACACCCCUUGAAGGCAUACACAUAACACCACUUCUACAGUACGGACAGUAAUACAUUUUUGAAAGCUGUUUAUUUUUUUUAGAAUUUUAUACAAAACACUAAGUCAAGGAACCGCUGUAUUGACACUCCACCUGCUGUUUUUGUCUGCAUGUUUCACUUUGAUUGCUGGAUCAAAAUGCCGUUUUUUUUUUAAUUUUGGGACACUAGCCUUUCCUGUAUUGUAUGUUCCUUUGUGUUUUAAGAUUUCCCCUGGAAAGCAGGCUUAUUCGGUCUGACUCGCUUCAAGUUGUCCAAUGGACAAAAUAAAUUAUGAUGGUGGGGGAAGUUAGUCGUUAAGUAGGUCUAAUACGCUAUUGAUUCGAGUUAUUAAUCCUUUCCUUGCGGCCCCAAAAAUGGCCCUGAGUCAGUGUGACCUGCGAUGUGCAUAGUCAUCACGAAUCAAAUCGAUAAAUGCAAAUAAUAGAACGCGUACAACACAGUUUAAAUCCAUACGUUUUAAUCUGUGAAAUUUUAAUCGGUCCGGAUCAUAUCACGGGGAGGUUACCAAUGAAAGUGAGUGCAGGGACGAUGCCACAUGAUUUCCCCUGGGAAGCGGGCUGCUUUUUUCGGAUGGAUAUAUGCAGGGGUUGCGCAACCAUUCCUAUAAAAAUAAAAGAUGAUGAAAUGAAUGGUUUUGUGAUGAGCAUUUGGGGAGGGCUUCGUUUGCCCCCCCCCCCCUUGCACUAUGAAGAGAUGGACGGUUUCAUGCGUGGCUUGAGCGAAAGUAACAAUGAACGAAAAGCUAGGAGUCGUUAACCCUCCUGUUACAUUUUGUCUUUUUGUAGGCACGGGUCAAUGUGACCUGCCAUAUCCGUGUUCAUCAAAAAAUAUUUUUUAAAAAAAGUAUUUUGUGAAGUUUUCUGCCACCACUUGGCGCUCAUAUCUGACAUUGUACUGUUUAAGAAAAACAACAAAAAAUGAGUCUAGCCGAAUAGUUUGCACUCCCCCAAAAAAAUCAUUUGACAUUUUAAAACUGGUUGAUUGAACACGCGUUAAACUUGUAAGGGGGGCGGGGGGUUAUUCAAUAAAAGCAGUGCCAAGCUGGCGCUCUUGUACAUAUUAAGUUAUGAACGUAUACGAGCAGACUUUGUUGUGCGACUUGCACAUGCUUAUUUAUUCCCUCUUGUACUCACUCGCUUGUUUUGUUUCGGAUUUUAACGUGUGCGUGCGUGUGUGUGUAACGACGUUGCUUUGUUCCACAGAUGUGGAGGACAGAAAGUCAAAAAGCAGAAGUGGCGAGUGCUAAGCGCCACACGUGGUGAGUGAGCGCGUGCGGGAUGGGAUGGGAUGGGAAGGGACGGUUGGGGUGCUUGUCGCCAUGGGAACCUCCCACGUGUUGUAACCGUCAUCCAUGCAAUCCACCCCCCCCUGCCCCGCCGAAAUGAUCAGACGCAGAUUGUUGUUGUUUUGCCCAUCGCUGCCCUGCCUCCUCCUUGUUGCCAUGACAACGCAUGUAGUUCCCGGCUGGCUCCUGCUUCUUUCCUUUUCCGCUCUUAUCAUCAAUUACUCUCCUUUUCCACUUCCUGUGUGUCUCUCCAGGACAGGGUUUACCAAAACGUCUUGAGUCUUUUACAUUCACUUACGGGUCCAAUUGGAACAAUUAGAAGAAAUGAACGUUUUUUUUUUUUUGAUAACCUCAAAUAAAGAAUUGGCACAUUUAUGAUCAACUGAACUUUUUUAAAAAAAAUAAAAUAAAAACUUACCAUAUUUUAUGGAAAUAAAAUUUGAUUGAAUUAAUGACAUUUUUGGAUCACUAAAUGGGUCAAAUUGACCCAGGAAACAGACCUGAGUCAAAUUUACCAGAGGGGAAAAAAACCACCCGGUUUAUUUUCACCUAGGAAAUGUGCUUGGGUCAAAUUGACCCAAGAAACCUACCGGAUUCAAAUGGACCAUUAUUGCUGGUCAUGAGAAACACGCAACAGAAGUGUUUAAAAAAAUUGUUGAAAAAUAUGCCAAAUUAUUAAUUUAACUUUUUCUUCCAACGGAUUUGUUUUGUUUAGCCUUUUUCUGGAGUGUCCUAUUCUCCAUAUUUCCUCCCACGUUGUUUCUAAUCUGCUCUCUUCAUCUUCCCCCUCUUCCUUCUUGUUCUCUUUCUUGGCUUGCCGGGGACUCACAAGGUGGUCUUGGAGGUCCGAAGCCUGGUAGACAGACGGCGUGUAUGCCGCGAGGAAAACGAUUGUAAACUCCCACCAUUUUGUUUAGUUGCUUCCCAACCCUUCGGUCGAGAAAAUGGCUUCCUUCCGUUUUGUUUUUCUUCCUUGAAUCAAGGAAACGGACAAAGAUGUAUCCAUUUUUUCAUUGUUUUCUACCCCUUUGUUUUCCUAUUUUUUCCUCCCGCCCAUGUGCCCUCUGCUGUGAUGUGCACUACUCUUUGUAAAGACAACAAUUCAAGUGCCAAAUCACAGCCCCCUCCACAAUCUUCCCUCUACUCCCCACCCCACAGAAAAAAACUGGACGAUUCCUUUUGGAUCUUCUGUGAACUUUAAUCAAGGAUGACAGCAUGUACACGCGUGUUGCAUACAUUCAGCAUUGUGGACCUCCAAAACGGGCACGACGGCGCAAACAGCGGACCGAAUGGAACGCUUCCUGUACUGUUGGGAUUUUGGGAGACAAGCCAUGAGUAUGUGAUAUGAAAAGUUUGCACACCCCCUGUUCAAAAGACAGUUUUUUGUGAUACAUAUAUAUAUAAAGACACCAAGAUAAAUCAUUUCUAAAUGUUUUCCCCAUUAAUGCAACCUGCAACUGAAAAAAAUGUGGUUGCCCAAGUGUGCACACCCUCUUAUCACUGGGAUGCAGCUGUGUUCCAAAUUAACAUUCAAACUCGUGUUAACUGGGAGUCAGCACACACAAGCCACCAUUUAAAGUGCCUCUGAUGAACCCCAAAUAAACUUUGGAUGUUCUAGCCGGCUCUUUCCGACAUUUUGUAGUCUGUUCCGACAGCACAAGCGAUCCAUUUUUCCAAUGAUUUAUCUUGUAUAUCAAAAUAAACGUGUCUUUGAACAGUGGUGUGUAAAAUAUUCUAUGGACUGUGUGAGGGACGCUUCGACAAUAAUGUAACAUCUUAGCAAUCACUUAAUUAAUUCCAUGUGGGUUUUUUUUGGUCAUCUUGCACUCUGGAAGACCUUACCAAAAGCACACACACACAUACAGUACAUGCGCGCACAUUCUGUGUACAAGGUGGAUUCUUGUUGCCACGGUAAUGAGUUGUCCCUCGGUUUCCUUUUUUACACAAACCCAUUUGAUGUAAUUAAAAUUCACAAAUUAA
Hippocampus zosterae (dwarf seahorse) is the source of this 10069-nucleotide messenger RNA. It is a transcript of the gene ccdc88ab, whose product is annotated as coiled-coil domain containing 88Ab. Bases 427 to 6324 code for a protein of 1965 amino acids. Gene Ontology annotation, cellular component: cytoplasm; centrosome. The record is from RefSeq and is a predicted model, not a curated record. Gene Ontology annotation, molecular function: dynein light intermediate chain binding; microtubule binding. The transcript has 36 exons. Gene Ontology annotation, biological process: cytoplasmic microtubule organization; cytoskeleton-dependent intracellular transport. NCBI's taxonomy places the organism in Eukaryota, Metazoa, Chordata, Actinopteri, Syngnathiformes, Syngnathidae.